Messenger RNA from Bufo bufo (common toad), 748 nucleotides. It is a transcript of the gene TSTD1, whose product is annotated as thiosulfate sulfurtransferase like domain containing 1. Gene Ontology annotation, molecular function: thiosulfate-thiol sulfurtransferase activity; thiosulfate-cyanide sulfurtransferase activity. The coding region runs from base 285 to 671 and encodes 128 amino acids. The transcript is spliced from 4 exons. Lineage: Eukaryota; Metazoa; Chordata; Amphibia; Anura; Bufonidae. The record is from RefSeq and is a predicted model, not a curated record. Gene Ontology annotation, cellular component: mitochondrion; cytoplasm.
GCGAGAGGCCGGGGUCCAGGGGAGAAGGAGGACAACACCAUGAGUGCAGGCGAGAGGCCGUGGUACAGGGGAGAAGGAGGACAACACCGUGAGUGCAGGCGAGAGGCUAGGGUCCAGGGGAGAAGGAGGACAACACCAUGAGUGCAGGUGAGAGGCCGGGGUCCAGGGGAGAAGGAGGACAACACCAUGAGUGCAGGUGAGAGGCUAGGGUCCAGGGGAGAAGGAGGACAACACCGUGAGUGCAGGCGAGAGGCCGGGGUCCAGGGGAGAAGGAGGACAACACCAUGAGUGCAGGCGAGAGGCCGGGGUCCAGGGGAGAAGGAGGACAACACCAUGCAGUCAUCUCAUAUGACGAGCUGAAGAAGCUGAUCAGCUCUGGAAACUUUCAGAUCUUUGACGUGAGGUCGCCAAAAGAAGUGAAUGCCGGGAAGAUCCCCAGCUCUGUAAAUAUUCCAGUCACAGAUCUAGAAGAUGCGCUGAAGAUGGAUCCGGAAGCCUUCAAACAGAAAUACCUUGUAGAGAAGCCGCAGCCCGACAACAACCUGGUGUUUCACUGCCAGAUGGGCAAGCGGGGCCAGCAGGCCACAGAGAUCGCCCUGGGCUUGGGCUACAGACAUGCUCGGAAUUACCUUGGAGCUUACAAGGAAUGGUCGGAGAAAGAAGGGAAAUGAGUCGUUGUCACAACACGUCGCUGACAUUAGCCCCCCUCCCCCCAUCAAUAUAGAAAUAAAUAAUCAAUUGUAAAAUC